This is a messenger RNA of Carassius gibelio (silver crucian carp), 2061 nucleotides long. It is a transcript of the gene tex55, whose product is annotated as testis expressed 55. NCBI's taxonomy places the organism in Eukaryota, Metazoa, Chordata, Actinopteri, Cypriniformes, Cyprinidae. The transcript is spliced from 3 exons. The coding region runs from base 1059 to 1316 and encodes 85 amino acids. The record is from RefSeq and is a predicted model, not a curated record.
UGUGUGUGUGUGUGUGUGUGUGUUAGUGUGUGUGUGUGUGUGUGUGUGUGUGUGCGUGCGUGCGUGUGUGUGUGUGUUUAAAGAAUACAAUCCUUCAAACGACUGAUCGUGUUAUGAUAGCAGUAAACGCAGUGAAUCUUCAAUAUUGUGUCCGGAUAUUGGCAGCGAUGUGGUUAUAAUUUAGGAUGUACCACUUAGAUUUCGUUAUGUCAAAAGUCCAUUGUUUUGCCAUUUCUUGCGUAUAUAUGUAUAUAUAUAUUAAUAAUAAUAAUAAAAGCUGUUCGACCUUGGCCCACGUAAAUAAUUCGUCACGUGUAACAAUCCCUCCAUAAUAUCAUUCCUCUUAGUAUGAUGUUUCCGGUUUGGUUGCACGCUUUUCUUGAUAUUGAGUUCCCCCUUUCGGUUAUAAACAUGAACAGCAACGUUUAACCGAGAGGUUCACCGGGGGACACGCACAUCGUCUGCCCUACAUAAAAUGCACCCAUUGUAGGCCGAGGUGUCAGCUGAGGACUACUUGCAACCUAGAAACGGCGGUUUGGCCCCUCCUUCCCUUUGUCAGUCCGAUUGUAAACGUUAGUCCGGGGUCUUCUGGGGUAUUCUUAUUUUCAAAAACAGAUUCUAAAAUCGGCAUUAAAUUGCAGAGGUGACGCUUCAACCAUGCGAAAGGAGUUUUCUUCUUUUUCAUCAAACCUUUUUGAGACCCCUCACGAUUUUAUCAAAGGCGUUGUCUCGCGGAACUGUGCCCAAUGACAUCAUCCCCGCCUUUUGUUUACAGUUGCUAGGGGUUACAGGGUGACAUUUUUCAAACAGUCCUGCUCUAGAUUUGUUCGGGAUACGCGGUCCAGUUUCUAUAUUAACACAAAACGGACUAAACACAAAGUUUCGUAUUUAUUUUGAACAGAUGUAAUGCACUUGAAAUCCUUUCUUAAAGAGCGAAAGCUAACUAGGCUAUUUGAUUAAUAAUACUGCUAGAAAGUACACUACUUACCUUUUGUGUAUAUCAUUGUUUUGUAGGCUAUACUACAACAGUAACGUUAUUCACUUUCAAACUUUGUGAGAUGGCAGAUUCUGGUCUAUCAGAAAAAGCACUUAUCACCGAGAGUGCGGAGACCAUUCGUGCUACCUCAGUGUUCACGGACCCUUAUGAACGCUCUGUUAACUAUAUGGAGACUCACAGUAUUCUUCAGAUUUUCCAGGACAUCACAGAGAAACUGGUUUUUGAUAGACCAGACGAUCCACUGCAGUUCAUGUUAGAACAGGUGCAAAUGAAGAUCAAAAUCCGUGAUGAGUCAAGCAACACAUUUCUGAAAUCAUAAUGAAUUCUAAAGCAAAGUAACCAGGGCUUUGCAACAAAAUGAAUCCAAGUUUAUUCUUUUAUUUAUAUAUUUCUUCAAAUAAGGUGUAUUGGUUGCUGUCAUUCCGUGACUCUGUAUUGUUGUUUCCAAGCAACUGCCUUUAUUUUUUUAAUUUUUUAAUUUUUGCUCCAAACUUACCAUGUUUUUCCACAAUUUUUUGAGAGUAUUAGCAUUCAUUUUCAGUCAAACAACGCUGAAAUCUUAAUAAUGUAGUUUGUGAGUGUCUUUGACCUAAAUAUCUCAAUGAACGCACUCAAGUGGAAAGUUAAAGCUAUUAAAUUUAAAAAAUAAAAUAAAAAAUAAAACAUUUAAAAGAGGAAUUACUUACAAGCUUUCUCUGUUUUUUAGAGACACAGUAUCUGAGAAUUAUAAUUACUGUUAGUUACUGUUUUAUGAAUUAACUAUGUUUUAUAAGAUAAAACAACUUCUGUAUAAGACAUGAUACAAGUCUUCUCCAAAAUAAAUAAAUCAAUAAAAUGAUAGCUAGACAAAUUUAGCUGGCUUUUAUGCAAUGUAGGCCUGCUUGAAUUUAAAUGGUAGAUUUUGGCUGCGCAAGUAAAGGAAGUCUUUGUUUAUAGUAGGGUCUUAUUGCAGUGUAUUUCUAUAGUUAUCUGCUGUGUAUUUACUCUAGAGAAACAUCUGGUGUUUCAAGACUGGUGUAUCACAUGCAAUCAUUUCAUUUGUAAAUAAAAAUAAGUUCAAAAUA